This is a messenger RNA of Scylla paramamosain (green mud crab), 6774 nucleotides long. RefSeq lists its product as uncharacterized. The transcript has 18 exons. The coding region runs from base 1085 to 5020 and encodes 1311 amino acids. The record is from RefSeq and is a predicted model, not a curated record. Lineage: Eukaryota; Metazoa; Arthropoda; Malacostraca; Decapoda; Portunidae. Gene Ontology annotation, cellular component: plasma membrane; NuA4 histone acetyltransferase complex.
CAGACCCACAAGAGUGGCGGCCUCCGACACUCAAUACGGAGAUAGCAGCAAGCCAACAUGAGUCUGACAUCAAGAACACCAGCACGUUCCCUCACCACGGAGCAGAGGCCCAAACCUUAGGAGGCGGUAACUGGAAGUGACAAGACUGACGCUCCCAAAAGGAAAAAGUGAACGAGAGGAAGCAUUGCAGACGAGGAAAUCGGUCUAGGGCUCAUGAUAGAAGUUGGCAGGAAUGGCAUGCUGUCUACACGAAAGAAUAAACAGCAGCAAACCUACUGGUCCUAUCUGGCUAGGAUCGACCAUGGAAAGAGGAAAACCACUACAACCACGACCAGACAAGACAAGCGGACACAUGCAAAGCAUAGCAAAACCGCGCGCUACAAGAAACCACAUUUCAGCAACUUAAAUAAAAAUCGUAUUAUAAAACAACAUACACUUAACAAAACUAUCAAAAACCACUUUUCUGCCACAAACAGCAAUAAGCAUAAAAGAUGGUAUAAGGAAACACCUUUUUUUUUUUCCUGGCCUUUUAAUACGAGGCUGUAAGAUGGAAGCUGGCUGCCGCGGUACAUGAGGCAGGUCUUUUGUACAACCUAGCGCGCUCUGGGCCACUAACAAUUUUGCCGGUGCUGUUUUUGGUCCGGCAGAGUGCUUGGGGGUACAAAACCAUAACAGCUCAAUUCUUUUGAUAGGAACAAAAGGGGAAGACAUGCAGAGUACUUUUAAGAAUAGCUUUGUAUUUAUGGGUUAUGAUUAAUCUCCUUUAUUGGCUCUUUCAGCAAUAGAUCUUGAAACUGUGCCUCCAACGAAACCCUGGACUCCUUCACCCUCAAGCCCAACAUCUCAGCCUACACCAUCCAGCCCAACACCCUCUCAUCCUUACCACACCCAUUCCACAUCUUACCCCACAACACCGCUCUCACACGCAAAUUCAACAGCUCCUGACACAACAUGCAAGGCAAUCAUAUACUAUGGCCAGACAGUUUACAAUGGACACAAUGCCUUUUACUGGAAGGAGUCUGAUCAGCCAAAUACUACUCCUGUCCUGGUAACUCCAAGCCACACCAGAAUCAUCACUUAUGGAAUGAAGUCAAUCAACAUUACCUGCAAACUACCUCAAGGCAUCAACUCCCAACAGCUCACUGUUGAUGCAAGUGACAUUACGAAGCUGGCAGUGAGUGGGGCAAGAACAUUAGUCAUUCAGUUUAAGACUGCAUCCCCUGACCUUGUGAGCACCAACUACAAUCCUCUCUCAUGGCAGCCAAGUGACGACAGCCAGGGCAGCCCGAUACUCCUGGAUGCGAGUGAAGUCAAAUGUGUACAGACGAUGAAAGUUACCAUCAUGAAAGUACAGUUCACCCACAAGUCCUCAGGCAAGCCAUACCCAGGCUGUGACAAGAACAAUCAGAAUCAUGCUUCUCCUUCCUACUUUGAGUACAUUGACAUAUACAAUGUGACAAAGAGGCUGUGUUCCUCCACCACCCCUAUCACCUUCAUCUCCCACACCAGUGAGGCUGCCGGGAAGUUUGUCUGGAAUGGAGAUUUGGAUGUUGUGCCACUCAUACAAAUUAAAGUAGAAAAGACUCGCUACUGCUGUGGAGGAAUCUUCUACACAAAGUUUGGUGCACAGCAAUAUCAUAGAAGCACACUGGCUACCUCCCUUGAUUAUCCUCAGCCCUAUCACCUGGGAAUGGAGUGCCCCUACAUAUUCAGGUGUGUUCCAAAAUACCCUGGCGCUCACUGCGUGAUAAAGCUUGACUUCAUUGACUUCCAACUGGCACGGGGAGGGCAACAAAAUCUUGGUGCCGGGGAGACGUCUGGUGGUGGUGUGUGUGCUGGACAGGACAGAGUACGGGUGUCUCCGCACGGCAGCUUCCAUAAAGGACAUUUUGUGUUCUGCCAUGGCCAUCCACCAAAAGCCUCCAUCACUGCCUAUGACCAAGUGCUGGUUCACUUCACCAGUGAUAGAAGGCAUGGCAGACAUGACAGGGGUGACAGAGGCUUUGUUAUCUCUUAUGUGGCACUUGACUCAAGCUACUGUACUUAUUCAGACAAGGACUUUUAUCUCCCUUGUGAGUGUGGCAGAGGCAUCCUGGUUGACACAGUGGAUCGCCACAACAUCCUGCAAACCACAAACCAUGUGGAGGAAUAUGAGUUAAGAAGAGAAGAGGGGAAAAAAUUACCGAAAACAAUAAAAGAAAAUAGUCAAAAAAUAAAUAAGAAUGAUCAAAAAAUAAAUAAAGGUAAAAAAAUAAAUAAGAAAAGAAUAACUAAGAGACAUGCACAUGUUCAAAAUGUAAACACAAAACAAAAAGGACAAAAAAAUUUGAAAAUGACUCAAGAAAAUAAGAAAGGUAAGAAGCACACCAUGAAAAAUAAGAGGAUGAAGACAAAAGAAAAACAACAUAAAAACAAACACUUCAAGAAAAAAUUGAAAAUUUCAGGUAAGAAAAGCAAAGAGAAAAUCAAGAGAAAAUCCUAUAAGGAUAAGAAGAAAACCCCAAAUUUAAAUAUUAACCCUGAAAAAAUGAAAACAAAACCUAAAAACAUGCAAAAUAAAGAAAAGAAAAAGAAACUAAAACUGACACAAAAAAAUAAAAGAAAAAGGAAGAACAAGACAAUGAAAGAAAACAAAAAUAAAAUAAAACAAAAGGAAAAGGAAAAAAAGGAAGAGGAAGGUGCAGGUAAAGAGAAAAUGAAAGAGAAGGAAAAAGAAAUUGCUGAAAAGGAAGACACAGAAAGAGAAGCUGAUGAAAAAGAAGACACAGAUAGUUACAAUACAAUACAAGAGAUGGGAAAUGAAGAUGAUGGUACCAAAGAAGCAGCCAGCUUGCAAGGAGGAAGAAUCCAAACCAUUGAUCGAUACAAGUUUCCCUAUCUGGUCUCUAUUUUACAAUUUAAGCUCAGAAGGAAACCAAGGAAGAAACCAAAGGAACCAGCUGGUACAAAGAAGAUGAAGGUCGCUCGAGCAUGCAGUGGAUGCAUCAUCAACCACAAGUUUAUCCUCACCACCACCUUCUGCUGCACUUACUGCCGGGCCAUUUGGAAUAAGAAAUUCAGGAAGAAGCAAUCUACAACACAUUCCAGUCUUUAUCAGAAAGGAAAGAGAGGCACAAUCAACAUCACAAACAGCAACAUGCAGUCCAGAGAUGACAUCACAGAGUUCAGUGCCAGUGACAGCAUUACAGAUGCCAGUGACAUGGACAGCACCUUCCAGCCCCACAACAUUGAAAGCGGUUUCAGCAGUUCAAGUAACACACAUGAAAAUAUACAAAUCGAAUCAAGACGUGUUAGAAAGAGGAAAGUCAGCACUAACGAGCAAAGGAAAGAUGUAGAGGGGAAACCAGCAAAACAUGCACCACAAAAAGAGGAGAAAAUAAAUAAGAAGAAAAAGAAGAAGAAGAAGAAGAAGAAGAAGAAGAAGAAAGUAAGGCGUACCAUACCGCAACUGUCUGAUAUCAGGGUGGUCAUAGGGUUCUCUACAUUGGAAGUGAAGAAAAUUAACACACUUCCCCUUGUCAAAGUAGUGAGCAUCUGGCUUCCUGAGGAAUGUGCUGAGAAAAUGAACAAGAAGACACAAAACAACAAAUUGCUCUUCCCUGUGGAAUGUCCCGUCCUACUGGAACUGAGUGAAAGCAUCGAGUUUGGUCCCUACGUCUCUCCAGUGUGUCUGCCAAUCUUCCAAACAUUCAACCCUCACUUCCUUAUUGGCAGCAGCAUUACACAUGGGUCUGCAUCAGGAAACAGCAAAUCAACUUCCCCAAUGCCAAGCAUACUCCCAGACAUACUGAGGCUUCCAGCAAGUGUGUGUGAAGAGAAGCUUGGGGGGAAGGUUCUGGAUAAAACAAUGAUGUGUACUUCAGCUGGACAAAAUAAAUCUAUGUGCUUCAGAGAUGAAGGAGCACCUUUCCUCUCCUACACAAUGCCUCACUAUGGAUAUAAGGAGUACCUUUCUGUAUAUGCUGCCCUGGCUAUUUCUGGAUGUAAAAAGACUCCAAAUAUAAAAGACAAACCCAAGCCUUCCAAACCAAAACCAAAACCUUCCAAACCAAAGCCCAAGCCUCCCAACUCAAAACCCAAGCCUCCCAACUCAAAACCCAAGCCUCCCAACUCAAAACCAAAACCUUCCAAACCAAAACCCAAGCCUCCCAACUCAAAACCCAAGCCUCCCAACUCAAAACCCAAGCCUCCCAACUCAAAACCAAAACCUUCCAAACCAAAACCCAAGCCUCCCAACUCAAAACCCAAGCCUCCCAACUCAAAACCCAAGCCUCCCAACUCAAAGCCAAAACCUUCCAAACCAAAACCCAAGCCUCCCAACUCAAAACCCAAGCCUCCCAACUCAAAACCCAAGCCUCCCAACUCAAAACCCAAGCCUCCUAACUCAAAACCAAAACCUUCCAAACCAAAACCCAAGCCUCCCAACUCAAUACCCAAGCCUCCCAACUCAAAGCCCAAGCCUCCCAACUCAAAACCCAAGCCUCCUAACUCAAUACCCAAGCCUCCCAACUCAAAACCAAAACCUUCCAACUCCAAACCAAGACCUUCCAAACCAAAACCAAAACCUUCCAAACCAAAACCAAAACCUUCCAAGCAAAAACGAAGAUCUUCAAAAACAGAACCUAAGCCUUCAGAAGCAAAAUCCAAGUCCGCAGUUCCUCCAAUGAGCAACACUGAGAAACUGCCUCAACAAAAUAUGCAAAUUUUGACAAGAACCAACAAGUACAAAUUAAUCAAGAACAAAAAGACAAAAUCACAGACCAUUAAGAAAAGAAACAAAAAGAAAUCCAAGAAAGCAAAGAGGAAAGUUAGAGAUAUUCAUGGUACACAUAAAGAAAGCAGAAAGACAAAAAAGAAAAAGAAGAAAAGGAAACCCAAAAAAUACAACAAGAAAAAGACCACCAACUCAGGAAUUGACGUCUGGGUUAAGAUAACACCAUACGUCAACUGGAUAAUCAAGGUUGUGUUCCGGGGAGAUGAUGAUUUGGUUUGUUUGAGGCCGAGCAUCAUGCCUCAGUAAACGUGCUCUUUUAUACAGUACAAUCCACUCUCACUGUGCAAUGUUCCACUAUACAGUAUUUUCCUCAUACGAUUGCCCUUCAUUAGUACCCCUUGGUUCACUAUGUGAUGCUCUACACUUGCUGAUGCAAUCAUCAGCUGCAGUACUGCCAACUGGAGACACCUAACGUGCAAGACCCCACACUACUGCCUCAGUUCUUCCCAAUUUUACACCGUUCAUAAAGCCUCAUGUACGGUCGAGUGAUUCUGCUCCAUCUAUCCUUAUUUAUUGUGCCAAGCCUUAUCCAAGUGUGCCAUCACACAGAAAAAUUAAUUAGAGAGAAAAAGUAAUAGGCCUAAGAACACAUCCCUUUUUUCCAUUUAAUCUCACUAUGCAAUGGAUCACUGUACAUUGGGUUUUCAGAAACAUAAUCUGAUUGUACAGUGAGGGAGAGGUGUACUCCCAUUUGAAGGCACUGUCCAAACCCAGGACAUAAAGACCAUAUACAAUACUCCCAGUUACCCUUUUCAUUGCUGAUCUUAAUUUCAUGACAUAAAAAGUUGGGGCUUGAUUCAGUAACUGAAAAUUUUGGGGAUUACACCAAUAGGAUAAUACAGUGCUGAAAAUUUAAUAGAUAAAAUUUCAAUAAAUGGUGAAGCAAAAAAAAUACUCCAUAUGGUGUGAUUAAAUAAUUGAGAACAAUUAUAUCUUUGUUUAUUAUAAUGGUUGAAGAUGGUUCCUAUAAUAGGUUAAUCUGGAAAUGGUGUACGUGUAACAUACAAGCACGAAACUCACAUGUCAUGUAGAAGGCUUGGUGACCUUGCCAUGUGGCUGUAAUGCCACUCAAGAAUGUGGUGAAAUUUGCCAUUUUCUAAGUUGAGUGAGCUCUGCACCAGUCAAGAGUAAACACUGAAAUUACUUUCUAAUGUUUAUAACUGGGAUUUGCAGAUAGUAGUAUAUUAGGAUUUUGUGGUAUCUAUACAGCUGAUCUCUUCAAUCAAGGGCUACCAUUUGUGAGGCCAUCAAUUACGACUUUCCACAGCAGGUUCAGUUAUACAUUUCACUUGUUUUGUUGUUCUGAUAGAGGCUCACUGUCAUUUGUUAACAUGGCUAGCCAGUGGAGGGAGGUGAAGUGAAAAGUGCUAAUGUUUGGCAGAAAAAGUCACUAUGUGGGUUAUUUAGCUACAGUGAUGUUUAAGAUGCAACAUGCAGACAUAAAGAAGAGGUCCCACAUGUUUAUUAAUGCCGCCAAACUGUACCCACUUCCAUCGCCCUGAGAAUCUCUACACCACUCUGGUAAGACAUAACGAUAUAAUUUUUGAGGCCCCUUAUUAGGUUAGUUGGUUAUGCUAGGUUAGUUGGUUAUGCUAGGUUAAGUAGGGUUAUGCUUGGUUAGGUUAACAUCGUAGGGAGGUAGGAAUCCAGGGGGCCCCAGAUAGGUUAAGUUAGGGAAAUUUGAAAUAUUAAGGGAAAAUUUCUUAGAUUUUGAACGCUCAUAUUUCACUAUUUUUCAUCCCCUCCCAAAACUCCCAAUUCCCCAAAGGCUCCCAAGCUUGUUUUGAGGAGUUAGGAAGGAAUGGGGGAGCAGACCUCUUGCCAAGAAAUACCCUAUAAUAAAUGUGUGAAUGAAUUAACAAUAAUUUCAAGUUGUGGUGCACCAGACCUGCUGACAUUUCACUUUUCUUGAGUUUUCUCUUAAUCACAAGCCUUCUGUAAUUUGCAUUUUCUUCUAUUUACAUUAUUCAAAGAUGCUUUAAAUAAACAUUAUUAUUUUG